Wyeomyia smithii (pitcher-plant mosquito) is the source of this 1534-nucleotide messenger RNA. RefSeq lists its product as uncharacterized. Bases 17 to 1534 code for a protein of 505 amino acids. The record is from RefSeq and is a predicted model, not a curated record. Gene Ontology annotation, molecular function: protein dimerization activity. Lineage: Eukaryota; Metazoa; Arthropoda; Insecta; Diptera; Culicidae. The transcript is spliced from 3 exons.
UAUAGCUGCACAUGAAAUGGAAGAAAGGCAAACCAGACAGAAUUUAAAAAACGUGAUUGAAAUAGAAAUGAAAAGAUUUGGGCUCGAUUACAAACAACUUUUGGCGGUGACACACGACAAUGGCGCUAAUAUGCUUGCAGCAGUUAGAUGCUUGAAAAAAUUGAUGUCUACGACUACGGCAGAAGUGGCUUUAGGCUCUGUUCUGCCAAAAGAAAACACCCUGAUUUGUAACUCGAUUGUAGAUGCCGAAUCAGACAGCUCUUCGGAAGAUGAGAGCACACCUGUAUGUGAUUUCAAGAAUGCGCUAGAAUAUGACGAUUUCAUUCAAAACUACUCGGAAGCGGAACAUAAUGCGCAAACCAUCACCACCGAACAAGAAAAAGAUAACGAAACAAUAGAUUUGGACAUUCUGGAAAGCGUUAGGUGUGGCGCGCACACUGCUCAGUUGGCGGUGUGGGAUGUGUUGCGGAACUACAAAACUAGGCUAUCUAACAUAAACAAAAAAUGUUUAAAAAUGUACCAUAAGGAGAAUCGGCAGCUCUUCAAUCAACACAAAAUAGCGCUUCCACCGAAGGUAUGCCAAACCCGAUGGAAUGUUUGGUACAUUUUGAUGAAAUACCUGAAGAGUCUCGAAGGAACGCCAUUUUUGGCAUUACUUCAAAACAAGGACCCAUACAUCGAUUUUUCGUGUCAAUGGAACUUCAUCCGGAAGUUUUGUGAAGCUUUUGAGCCAGUUUUCGUAUUGACAUUGAAGACACAGAAGGAUCACGUGCCGCUUACCGAUUUUUACGCGGAAUGGCUAAUAUGCCAAGCACAGCUUAAUGGCUGCUCUGAAGAAAACAUCCUCGCCAGAAAACUGUUGGCAGCUAUGGAAAGCCGAAUGAAGACGCUACGGAACAGUAUGCCAUUUAAAGCAUGCAUAUACAUGGAUCCACGAUUUAACUUUUUCGGAUCGAACAGACUUAGCAAUAAUGAAAAGUCAGAAGUACAGCAAUAUCUCCUUGCUUUAAAUGCUAAACUGAACGAUAUUGCAGGUUUGAAUACAGAAAUCUGUGAGGAAAAUGCAGAUACAACAAGGGCAUCCUCUGACGAUUUUGUAGAGCAAUAUCUUACUCACCUAUUCCACGAAGACACUGUAACGACCCAACAUGGUUUUAUUAGUAGUGAUCCUUUUCUUAAGGAAAUCAUAAAACUAGAAAGUCGAACAAAAGUACCAAUAGUUGCUCCGCAGGAACCAGGGUUGACUCCUUCUGGGAGAAGUCAAGUAAACUUUGACAUAAUGCAAUAUUGGAAACAACGAAAAUUUGCCAAUCCUAAUAUAUACCGCUUAGCCAUAGCAUUGUUAUCUGUACCGUCCACCCAAGUCACUGUUGAAAGGCUUUUCAGUCAGCUGAAACUGGUGUUGACUGAUUCUAGAACAUGCUUAAGCGAUAAGAUGAUAAGCGAUAUCAUGCUUUUAAAAAUGAAUUCGUCGUUAUGGCCACAGAUAAUAGAUAUCAUUGAAGCUGAGAUAGACGAGAAAAAUAACUUUUGA